Molecule: messenger RNA, 2464 nt
Organism: Danio rerio (zebrafish)
Lineage: Eukaryota; Metazoa; Chordata; Actinopteri; Cypriniformes; Danionidae
Gene: nagpa
Product: N-acetylglucosamine-1-phosphodiester alpha-N-acetylglucosaminidase
Biological process (GO): vesicle-mediated transport
Molecular function (GO): N-acetylglucosamine-1-phosphodiester alpha-N-acetylglucosaminidase activity; scavenger receptor activity
Source: RefSeq, marked validated
CGGAAAUAGUCGGGACAGUAACUUAUUUCAUUUGAAUGUUUUGUAUAUAUGUCUUAUGGCAAAGUGCUUCGUGUAUUUCGAUCUGUUUUUCCUGUUUCUAGCAUGUCUUGGAGUGUGUUUGUGCCAGUGCAAAGAUAUCCGACAUUCCUCGGAUGACGACCUCUUGUUACCCUACACCAAAUCCCACGGUCCAUCUCAUUCCCACCGCUACGUGAGGGACUGCCAGCCUGUCGCCCACGGCACUGUAACCCAUGAAACCCAGGCAGCAAGCAAACACUCCAACUCGCCAGUGUUGGAGUCGAAUAUAUUCAUCUCGGACAUCACAGACGACUCUGGCACUCACAGAUGGGUGAGCGGGCACAUCACAGAGGUGCACGACCCACUAAGAUCAGUGUCGGUUCUUGAACCAGGAGGCCCUGGAGGAUGCGCGCACAAUCACAGAGAGCUGGUGGAGGUCACUGCCAAAACUAGAAAGUGCCUGGUUGCCCAGAACGGAGGUUACUUUGACACUCAUACCGGACAGUGUUUAGGGAAUAUCAUAAGUGAUGGGAAACUGGUGAGGAACAGCGGAGGAAUUCAAAACGCUCAGUUUGGCAUCAGAAAAGAUGGGACACUGGUGUUUGGUUACCUGUCAGAGGAUGACAUUCUAGAUCAGGAAAACCCCUUUGUGCAGUUGAUCAGUGGUGUGGUGUGGCUGCUGAGAAAGGGUGAGAUCUACAUCAAUGAAAGCAUCCAGGCAGAAUGUGACAAAACACAGGAGACCGGAAAUUUUAGGCACUUUGUGGAUGUAAUAUCAGCCCGUACGGCAGUCGGUCACGAUAAGGAGGGAAAACUGAUCCUCUUCCACGUCGAUGGUCAGACGGAUGUACGAGGGAUGAACCUCUGGCAGGUGGCAAAGUUUCUAAAGGAUCAGAAUGUCAUGAACGCUAUUAAUCUGGAUGGAGGCGGAUCAGCUACUUAUGUCCUCAACGGAUCCCUGGCUAGCUACCCUUCAGACCACUGCAACCCUUCAAAGUGGCGCUGCCCGCGGGCCAUAUCCACUGUGCUGUGUAUUCACGAGAGACUGUGCCAGCCGGAGGACUGCAGUGGGCAUGGGCGAUGUGUGGAGGGCCAGUGUGUGUGUCAGCAUGGCUGGAGCACGCCUGGAUGUGCCAAUCUUACAUGCCAGGCUGAAUGUGGAGAACACGGGAUCUGUACUGAGAACGGGUGUGUUUGCGAUGCUGGAUGGAUGGGUUUAUACUGCAGCCAAGUAUGCACAGCAGGUUUGUAUGGCGAUGGCUGCAAUCAGACAUGCACAUGCGCAAAUGGAGGCUCAUGUGAUCCUGUCCACGGCCGUUGCACCUGUCCUGCUGGCUUCCAUGGAGACUCCUGUGAGCAGGAAUGCCCCAUUGGUUUCUAUGGGCUGAAUUGUAAGCAGCUUUGCCAGUGCCAGGACAUGUGCCCAUGUGACGCCGCCACUGGAAGCUGCAACACCACAUACCAGGGAGAGAGAAACAUCAGCCUUCACAGAGCUGGUCACUGCUUGGCUACCCAGAUGUGGAGGGAAUGGAGACAAGAGGAGGAAGCUCAGGCUCCCAGACCCUAUUUAUCAGAACAAAGCUGGCUGGUUGUCUGCUCAAUCCUGGCAACGUCGCUGCUGGCCAGCCUCACUGGUAACCUUAUCCAGACGUGCAGAAAAUGCAAAGCGCGCAGGCAGAGGGCGGACUACUCCUACUUGCCGCUAGGAGAGAUCAACGGGGCCACAGAGCGAGGAGAGAUGAAGUCUGGGAAAGUUCUGUUUCAGCAAGGGGACUCGGAUUCGCAAGACUCUUCAUGAUGUGUUUGGAAAUGCAUGCAUGAGCGCGGGUUCAUGCAAGUGUGCCAUCCAGCAGAGCAGAGCAGCACAAGCUCUCAUUAGUCUGGGGUUUGUUUGCUCACGCUGGGAAUCUAUGAGCUUUUGGAAAGGCGUAGGAUCGGCGUGUUCAAGUAGACAAUGAGAUGGGCGUUAGUGUCCAAACAGCUGUCUGCGCGCUCACAUUCACCCCUGCUGAGCCUGUAGACGCCAGCCAACUCUGUUCAUAACAUGCCAAGUGCCCUGAUUGUGCAGUUUGGACACUUUCAAAUGAGCUGCUAGCGAUGUAAGAACCAGUUUUUCAUGUAUGUGUAAAAUAGUUUUUCAUUGACCUCAAAGAAGUCUUUCAUUUUGGUCUUGAGGCGAGAUCCAGGAAAAAAAAUAAAGAGCAAUAUCACCACAAAGCCUUUUUUGUUGAGAUAACGACAGUUGUUCCACCUGUUUCCAUAGGAAUAGACUACUUUUGAACUAUGAACUUUUUUGGCACAAUCCUUCCUGCAGGAACUUGCUGAACUGCUAUUUUGAAACACAGAUUUAUUGAAUGUUUUUUUUUUUUGCUCUUCAGAGGUCAUUCAGUUCAUUUUGAUUGCACCGUCAGCCUUUUCGUUUCUAUAAACUGUCAGCCUUAUCAGG